AUGAGUUCCGGUUUUAUUACCGAAUCGGAAGUAGCUGAAAUAAGAAAGAGGAGACAAGAGGAAUGGGAGAAAGUACGAAAGGCUGAUGAUCCUAUAAUUAGACCGGAGGAGCCGAGUGACAACCGGAGCUUGUUCGAACGUUUGCAGGAGCAAAAACAGAAGAAGGAUCUCGAGUAUGAGGAAGCUCACAAAUUAAAAAACAUGAUUAAAGGAUUAGAUGACGAUGAGAUAGAGUUUCUAGAUCUCGUCGAUCGAAAGAAAACCGAAGCCGAUAGAAGGAAGGAACUAGAGGAGGAGCAAGAACUGCUCGAUUACCGCAACAGAGUAUCCAUAUUACAAGAAAAAUCGCUAGACGAGAGGCUGCAAGCCGAAAUAGUAGUAAAUAAAACGAGAAAAGAUAAGCAAACCAACAGCCAGCAGAAAUUAAUGAAAGGCGUAGUGAUUAAAAAGUCUGAGAGCCAGAAGAGAAAGCUAAGCGAAUCCGAAAACGAUCAUUCCCCUACAAAGAGGAGCUCCGUCGAGGCAUCAGAGGAAAAGCCGAUGCGAAAUCAAGCAGCCCCUGACACAGGUCUAAAAUGCAUCGCUAUAUUACCGGGCAUAGGUUGCUACGAUGAUUCCUCCUCAGACGAUGACAGCUCAGAGUCCGAUGUCGACAGCCGGUGCGUUAGAAAAAUAGAUUUGUUAGGUAGAAAAGUCGAGAACGAAGGCAAAGGAGAAUAA
Molecule: messenger RNA, 720 nt
Organism: Phyllotreta striolata
Lineage: Eukaryota; Metazoa; Arthropoda; Insecta; Coleoptera; Chrysomelidae
Source: the annotation of a GenBank genome assembly